UAUUACAUGAUGCCAAAGUUACCUGCUACUGUCAGUGGUGUUGUACAUUGUCUGUCGCAGUAUUUGAUGUGCCGUUCGGUGGAUUAAAUCCUAUUUUUGUUUUCCACCUGUUUCUGUUUCUUCCUAAUUAAGUUGUUAAGUUUCGAUAACGCCAAACUUUGAAAAGUAAAAUUUCUCUUUCUCCCUUUUGACUCGUUCUACCAUAUUUUCUGUCAGAUUGGUCGGGAUAACAAAUCGGCGCGACAGUCUUAUCUGGAUUGUUUUGCAAUAAAAAUAUGCAACAUAUGAUGACGAACACGUUCAGUCAUUAACGUCAAAAUAAUCAACAAUGCAGUCAUUCCGAUAUUAGGUGACAUGAGCACAUGACAUCAUGUGUACAGUGAUGAAAACCUGCAAAAUUACUGAUCGCCGCUCAGGAUAUUCGCUGUUGCCGAAAAAUGUUCGUCAGAGAUCCCUGUGGCAUCAUAUGCAUUAUCGUCACCUAUGUGGCUGUGUUUUAUGCUGAUUACGUGGUGAUACGAUGGAUCGUAUUGCACACUAUGCAAGACAGCUUAUGGGGUCCUUUUCACGUGGCAGCAUUCAACACCGUUGUAUUUCUCCUAAUAAUGGCUCACUUAAAAGCUGUCUGCAGCGAUCCCGGUAUAGUACCUCUUCCGCAGAGUAGAAUGGAUUUCUCUGACAUUCAUGUCGGCGGAAGUGAUGAUCAUGAGAGCGACGAGAAGGAUGACUGGACGGUAUGCACCAGGUGCGAAACGUACAGACCGCCUAGAGCACAUCAUUGCAGAAUUUGUAAACGUUGUAUAAGAAGGAUGGAUCAUCACUGUCCGUGGAUAAACAAUUGUGUCGGCGAGAGGAAUCAAAAGUACUUUAUACAGUUUCUAGUGUACGUUGGAGCAUUAGCUGUAUACGCUAUUAUUUUAGUCAUCGCGUCGUGGAUUUACGACUGCCCGCAGUGUAACACCGACAUUGCGACCAAGCAAAAUCGCAUUUUACAUUGUGUAAUAUUAGUUCUGGAGUCGGGAUUGUUCGGUAUGUUCGUCAUCGCGAUUCUGGUAGAUCAGUUCCAAGGAAUUCUGGGCGACGAAACCGCGGUUGAACGUGUGCAGGGCGCGCAGCAACGUCUCCACAAGAACACACCGCGAACGUUCACGCUCCUGUCACAAGUUUGCGGGAAGAGCCAUCCUAUAUUUUGGCUGUUGCCUUGUCACAAUCCGCCGCGUUAUUCCUUCAGAAAGGACGCGUAUUUAAUCGAUCAUGAGGUUUGAGAUUGCGCACGAUUGAGAUCAUUGAUAAAUCAUCGUCGGUAUUUCUCGGUUGUAUUAUUUUUUUUUUGUUAUUGGACUUGUAUCAAUAUGAUUUUUUUUAUUCUUUGAUUUAGAAUAAAGUUGAUACUUGUACAAGGUGAUACCAAUAGAUUUCUAGACUCUCGUAGCUGUAAUAUAUAAAUAUUUUUACCAGACAAAACCGAAGUAUUUGUAUCCUGUGUAAGAUCGACUUGUUGUUAACGUGAUUAUUUUUUUACACACGCAUUACUUUAUGUGCGAUCGUGAUCUAAGCAGACAAAAUGUCGUACUUGCGAGAAAGCGCAGAGAAUAAAUUUUUGGCUUCGAUAUUGCAGAGUCAAAUAAAUAUUUUUGAAAUAUUUGCACCUGCAUUUAGAAUAGUUUUUGAUUAAUUACAGCGCGUUGUGUGCAAUGUAACAAUAUUCUUGUCUGCUUACACCAUGUAUACAAAUUACAUAUGAAAUUAUACGCAUGUAUAAUUAUAAUAUAUAUACAUACUUAUACAUUUAAAUUUAUGAAUGAAGUAACUUUACUACGAUUUUAUAUUAUGUUGUGAGCGCGAAACAUACGUAGUGUAUUUGGUAUACAAAUGGGAUUGUAACGAAGAUUAUUAUGUUGUGUAAA
Molecule: messenger RNA, 1907 nt
Organism: Pseudomyrmex gracilis
Lineage: Eukaryota; Metazoa; Arthropoda; Insecta; Hymenoptera; Formicidae
Gene: Dnz1
Product: palmitoyltransferase ZDHHC3
Exons: 4
Coding region: 438-1265 (275 amino acids)
Biological process (GO): protein targeting to membrane; peptidyl-L-cysteine S-palmitoylation
Cellular component (GO): Golgi apparatus; endoplasmic reticulum
Molecular function (GO): protein-cysteine S-palmitoyltransferase activity
Source: RefSeq, a predicted model, not a curated record